AUAGCAUGUGUGGGGUGAGAGAGGAAGGAUAGAGACUUGAAAGAGAGUCAGAACCAAUGAAAGAGAGAUGCCAUUUCUUGGCAUGUUGAGAAAGAGAGAGUAAGACAGACAGACAAUAAGAGAGAGAAAGGGAAAAACAAGGCAAGAAUUGGGGACACGAGGUAAUUUUUAGAACAUCUUAGCAUAUAACACUUAUUGGAGUGGAAGCCCAUUGAAACAGAGCUACAGCCAAUCUCCCACACCCAUAAUGUCAAUUCCUGUAGACUUUCUGUCGGAGGAGCAGUUCUCCUGCUCCAUCUGCCUGGAUGUCUUCAACAACCCUGUGUCCACCCCUUGCGGCCACAGCUUCUGCCUGGCCUGCAUCACCUUGUACUGGGACAGCCGGAGCAAGGCGUGCAUCUGUCCCCUCUGCAAGGAGAGCUUCCGCAAGCGGCCCGAGCUCCACACUAACCACACUCUCAAAGAGAUCACCGAGCAGUUUAAGCGCAUGGCAGAGACUGGAGGUGCGGUUGCGAACACUCAAGCACCCUCCAACUCUGAGCAGAGACCUAGUGCCCCGCCUCGACCAGGAGAGCUGCCUGGAGGACUGCUGACAGAGAUGAAGACCAGGUUCCAGAGAACAUCUUCCAGUGGGAACUUGCUAGCAUCGCCGCCACCAUAUGAGGCUUGUCAGAGGCGGUUCAGCACCAGUACAGGGGUCAGUACAGGUGGCUCAUGUGGACCACCAUGUGCCAGGCAUGGACUGUGCCUAGAUAUGUUCUGCAGAAAUGAUCAAACGUGUGUGUGUGCAAUGUGCGUUGAGGGAGAACAUCAUGGACAUUCCGUGAUCCCAGCUAAACGAGAGAUGAAUAUUAAGAAGUCUCAGUUGGGGAUCAUAGGGACGGAGCUGCAGGUUUUAAUCACGGCCAGAGAAAAGAAGAUAGAGGAAAUUCAAACUUCACUGGCAGACAUUCAAGCAAAUGCACAGCAGGAGGCAGAGGUCACAGUCAGUAUGUUUCGUAUCCUACUCAGUACCAUGGAAAAGUGUCAGGCCGAGCUUCUGGAGGUGGUGCAGAUUGGCCGCAGGGCCGCAGAACUGCGUGCACAGGCCCUCGUGCGGGACAUUCAGCAGGAGAUAGAUGAAUUGACAAAGAGGAACUGUGCCCUCACCGAGCUCACACAGGCCACAGACUACAUCAGCUUCUUCAAGACCUAUUCUUCCCUGUGUAGUGUUCCUCAAGUGAAGAAUUGGACAGAGGUGACCUUGACCCCUGAUCCCACAGCAGGAGCGGUGCUGAGGAAUGCCACUCAAAUGGUGGAAAGCCUCCAGGAGGAGCUGAAGAGGCUGCCACAGCUAUGUUUGCAGACACCCACAGAUGCACCAGCUAAAUAUUAUCCAAAAGUGCGGAAUGUGCAAGAAUACAUAUUGGAUGUGACUCUGGAUCAAGACUCCGCCCAUCCACGGCUGGUUAUCUCAGAGGACUGUAAGCAAGUGUACUGUAGUGAACGCUACCAUGCUGUAGUGGACACUCCUGAACGCUUUGACCGUGUGGUGUGCGUACUGGGACGCCAAGGCUUCAACUCUGGUCGGCAUUACUGGGAGGUCCAAGUGGGAGGGAAGACGGAUUGGGAUUUGGGCGUGGCCAAGCGCUCCAUCAACCGAAAAGGGAAGAUCUCUGUCAGCCCAGCCAAUGGCUACUGGUUUCUGAGCUUACGCGACAAUAAAGAAUACGCCUUUCGCUCUGAUCCACCUACACCAAUAGCUUUAAACCAAAAGCCUCAGAAGAUUGGUAUCUAUGUUGACUUUGAGAAGGGCCAAGUGUCCUUCUAUAAUGUAGAUGCCAAGAUUCUUAUUUUCACCUACAUGGACAUCUUUACUGACAUUCUACAUCCCUUCUUUAGUCCCUGCACGAACAAGUCAGGCAGAAAUGUGGAGCCCCUCAUCAUAUGUCCCAUCAAUCCAGCUAGCUGAGGCACAUAUAAAUGCAGCACAUCAAGAGAAAACUGUUGUCUCAGUCACUUAGAGCAGAAUUAACUUUUGAUAUACACUCACCAAGCACUUUAUUAGGAACACCUGUACAUCCAUAUUCGUACAAUUAUCUAAUCAGCCAAUCAUGUGGCAGCAGUGCAGUGCUAGAUAUGUAGAUAUGGCCCAUCGGCUUCAGGUAAUUUUAGUUAAAUUUCUAUAACUGCUGAUCUCCUGGGAUUUUUAUGUACAACAGUCUCUAGAGUUUACUCAGAAUGGUGCAAUAAAGAAAAAACAUCCAGUGAGUGGUCAGAAAUGCCUUAUUAAUGUGAGUUAAAGUUAAAGCAGAAUGGCCUGACUGGUUCAAGCUGACUCAGAUAACCAUUCUGUACACUUUACAAGACAUUGAAUGGUGAGGUGGAUGGGCUAUAACUGCAGAGGCCUACGAAGGGUCCACUUGUGUCAGCCAAGAACAGAAAGAUGAGGCUGCAGUGGGCACAGGCUCACCGAAACUGGACAGUUGAGGACUGGAAAAAUAUAGCGUGGUCUAAGGAAUCUUGAUUUUUGUUGAGGCACAAAGAUGAUAAGGUCAGAGUUUGGCUCCAGUAGCCUGAAUUCAUGGACCCAACCUGUCUUGUGUCGACGGUCCAGGCUAGUGCAGGCGGUGUAUUGUUGUGAGGAAUGUUUUCUUGGCACACUUUGUGCCCAUUAAUACCAAUGAGACAUUGCUUGAAUGCCACAGCCUAUCUGAGUAUUGUUGCUGGCCAUGUGCAUCCAUUCAUGGCCACAUCUUUUAAUGGCUACUUCAUGAUAAUGUAGAAAGUCACAAAGCAAAAUUAAUCUAAAAAUGGUUUCUUGAAUAUAACCUUCCCGGCCACCAGAACUCAAUCCAAUAGAACACAUUAGGAAUAUGGUAGAACAGGAGAUUCACAGCAUAGCAGUAGCAGACUGCUACUGAGAAAUCUGCAGGAAUUGCAUGUUUCCAACUGAGGGUAUUUAAGAACAAAGGGAGGCCCUACCUAACGUCAGUACAGUGUUUCUGAUAAAGUGCCCAGUAAGUGUAUGCAGAUCUUCUGCCAUCUCAGCACAAUUUUUUUAAAAUGAGGAAACGUUUACAAGAGUGUAACAGUUUAAGAGAUAAAGAAAAGUUUGUUCUGUAAAUUGAAAUAUGCCAUAAAACCACACAUCAUAAGUGACAGUUAAUUUUUACUAAAAAGCAAUAUGCUUAACAAUAGCAGUUUUAGCAAUGUACAAAUGGCUGACAGAAAAUGCAAAAAGUAGCUGAUUUGUUUACAAAGUAGGGUCAAAAGGAACUGCCUAGUUUUGUACAUUUUACUUACGUAAUAACACUCUUAUGUCAUUGCCCCUGUGUUUGGAAGGACGUAUGUUACGAAAGACCAAAUAUCUUCUUUUUCAUCACAACUACUAGCUACUUAUGCAGCAAAGCGGAGAACUGUCAGGUUUGGAGCAGCAGACCUGUUUUAUAAAAUCUGUUUUAUAGACAUAAUGUGUCUACUGUUAGACAAAGUACUUGCAUUGACAAAAUACAGCAACAAACGUGUGUGAAUAUGUUGGCCGUUAAAGCAAGAAUUGUGUUGAUUGCCUAUUUAAAGCAUUUUGGGAACUCUUCAGACCAAUAUUGUCUACAUUCUCUACUUCUAUCUCUGGGUUGUGUAAUUUAGUUAUUCUUUACUGUCCAAGCACUGUGUUUCUGUCUGUGUAUCUGCAUGUUUUGUUUAAGAAAUCACAAUUUUUAGAGUGAUAAACAGACCUUACAGUUUGUAGCCUCAUAAUUUACCUGACGUGUGGUGAAGAACUUUGUUAAAAUAUGAAAGGCAUGUCAUGUGUCCAAAUAACAUUAAACUUUAUGUUUGAGAGCUUAAAAUUAAAUGAGACAAGCUAACAAAAAGGCCACGCCAUUACUGCGGUUAAAUUUUCUGUGUUGACUCUCUAUGUUGUAAAAAGUCAGAGUCAGUUCAAAAAAGUCGCUGUUUUAGGAGAGCUAGGGGAAAAUCAAGCUCUGCUUUUCAGGUCUGAAAAAUCCUUCCGCUGUAAGAAGACAGCUCAACACUGUGGG
Molecule: messenger RNA, 4022 nt
Organism: Pygocentrus nattereri (red-bellied piranha)
Lineage: Eukaryota; Metazoa; Chordata; Actinopteri; Characiformes; Serrasalmidae
Gene: btr01
Product: bloodthirsty-related gene family, member 1
Exons: 8
Coding region: 248-1951 (567 amino acids)
Molecular function (GO): zinc ion binding; protein binding
Source: RefSeq, a predicted model, not a curated record